Messenger RNA from Juglans regia (Persian walnut), 951 nucleotides. RefSeq lists its product as uncharacterized. Bases 232 to 951 code for a protein of 239 amino acids. The transcript has 4 exons. The record is from RefSeq and is a predicted model, not a curated record. NCBI's taxonomy places the organism in Eukaryota, Viridiplantae, Streptophyta, Magnoliopsida, Fagales, Juglandaceae.
UGCAGCGUUCCUUCGUCCUGAUGUUUGCAGCCGCCCCUGUUUGCACCCGGCGAUUCUGGAGCUGAAAAUCCCACGCCCAAAUUCCAGACUUGAUUGCAACCAUACUCAGUGCCUCCCCGCGGUCUGUUCUCGAUAUCGGCGGUCGAGAGCGUCCAUCGACAGGUGGACAGAAAUAGGAUACAUUUGGUUAGAGUGUUCAAGGCAAACUCCAUUGCAAUCUCAUCUCAACCCAUGGAGUUAAUGAGGAGCAUUAACGGCCCAGUUAGAUCAUUGCCCAGUGUACGAGGAACCCGUCCCAGGAAAUUUGCACCGUACAGACGUAGUGCACGCAGACCACGUGGAGUCCAAAUUGGAGACGCUAGUUCAGAUGAUGAGACGCAACCUCCAAGCCAUCCAUUGGAGACUCCUUGUGCGAACCCAUGUCCAGAGACCGAGGCAAAUAGAGAACCCUCGCCAAGGGAACAACCGGAUCCUGUUCAAAGUAAUAGGAUCGGUAUAGUUGACAAUGAUAUACAAGGUGCGGAUGUCUCGUCUGUGCCUGUAUCCAACCAGACACAGACGAGACGUGGUCGCGGCCCAGCCAAGUGCACUGAAUUUGAAAAAUUACGUAAGCAUGGAAAAGUGUUGUUGAAGAUAAAUAGUGGAGAAACAGCACCAUGUUGCGAGAAUGCAAACAUGUUUACAACACGUUUAAGCUGGAUCAUUAAACAUCACUGCAACAUGAGCUACCCUAGAUGGAGUGAUGUACCCCAAGAGCAUAAGGAUGAAUUAAUCGAUCGUGUUCGGGGUGAUUUUGAAUUGGAUUGGGACUUAGAGAACCAUCAAUUGGCUGUGACUAAACAGCUUCGUAAGCGCUUUAAUGCCUUCCACCACCAACUGCAUCAGAUAUAUAUGUCAUAUGGCAGCCAUGACGAGGCAUUGGCGACUGGGACUAGUUUGGUCACCCCCUAG